Molecule: messenger RNA, 4505 nt
Organism: Patiria miniata (bat star)
Lineage: Eukaryota; Metazoa; Echinodermata; Asteroidea; Valvatida; Asterinidae
Product: cytochrome P450 10-like
Exons: 10
Coding region: 267-1946 (559 amino acids)
Molecular function (GO): iron ion binding; heme binding; monooxygenase activity
Source: RefSeq, a predicted model, not a curated record
GAGACUCGGUGAUUGAUCGCGAUAGUCAGUGAGCUAGUGGUAUAAGUACCGCAGUGCGUCCCCGCAUCAGCGUCAGUCGGCACUUGCAGCCCUAGACGCAAGGAGCUAGUCAACCGGACUUUUCCCAUUUUUUUUUCUCGCCGGGGCCGCCUGCCAGUUUUCUAGUGUUAUAUUUCCCUUUCGAUCGCGAGGAAAAGUAGGAAGGGGUUGAAAGCGAAAGAACUGGUGUUCAGCUACAUCUUUCGAAACCGUCGUUCCUAACAACGAUGUUUUCAGCGAGCCAGAGUAGCUCUAUGUAUCAGCUGGCUAAGGCGGCAGCCGGCUCUCGUCCGGUACAGAUCUACCUCAGUCGCCUGACCUGCACGUCUAGCCCUAGCAAUGCGGCCCAGGCAGGGGUGUGUCCGAUGGCCAACCAUGACCUGGCGGACUCCAACACAGAUGUUGCUUCAUCGCCGCGCACUGCAGGGUCUACUACCGGGGCUAACGCGCUCUCCACGGCCAGACCUUACGAGGAGGUGCCUGGUCCAAAAGGAUUGCCGGUGUUGGGAUCCUUGUUGGAUUACACAAAACUCGGACAAUAUUCUUUGGAAAAGAUGCACGAAGCAAUUGUAGAUCGCUUCAAGAAGUACGGGCCGAUCUACAAAGAGAACAUUGCCGGGGCCGAAGCCGUUCACAUCCUGGACCCAAAAGACGUGGCCGACCUGUUCCGGAACGAGGGCAAAACACCGCGACGAAUCCUCAUGGAGCCCAUGGCAUUCUACCGGAAAAUCCGCAAAAAGAACGCCGGCAUCGCAAAUCUGCAAGGUGAACAGUGGCGAAAGUGGAGAAGCGCACUGCAACACAUCAUGCUCAAACCCAAGAGCGUUGCAGACUGGAUCCCGAACAUGGAGGCUUGCGCCAACGACUUCAUCACGUUGAUGGCGGCCCGCCGGGACGACAAAGGCGAGAUACCAGACUACCACGGCCAGAUCCACAAAUGGGCGCUGGAAUCUUCUUUCUCCAUCGUCUUCGGCAAGCGAAUCGGUUGUCUUGAUCCCAGCACCGACACUAACCCGGAGGCAGCAAGUCUCAUCUCCUCCACCAACGACUUCUUCACCGGUCUCUGCAACCUGACCUUUGGGUUCCCGCUCUACAAGUACGGCAUCCGGACCAAGACUUGGUCCAGGUUCGCCGACGCCCAAGACCUCCUCUACAACACUGCAGUAGAGUAUAUCAAGCAGUAUGUUGAGGAGAUGAACAACCGUGACGUCACAUCACCUGAAGCCAAUGAGAAUGAAUCGACAGAGCAAGCCACAGUGAUAGAUUACCUGUUAAGAAGAGGCGCACUUGAAUUUGAAGAUCUCUGUACUUUGACCAAUGAUCUGCUGUUGGCGGCUGUUGACACGACAUCCAAUCUCAUGGGAUUCUGCCUCUACUGCUUGGCCAAGAACCCGGAAGUGCAAGAACGACUCCACGAAGAGGUCAACAGAGUACUUCCGGCCGGGACGCCCGCAACGGCAGAAGCCCUACAGAACAUCCCCUACCUGAAGGCAGUUGUCAAGGAAACGACGAGAGUUUUCCCGCCCGUAGAUGGGACCAGCAGGAUAUCCAAUGACGACAUCACAGUAAGAGGGUACAGAAUACCAGCAAAUACAUUAGUACGGGUCCACUGUCUGUCCGGCCAGAUGCCCCAGUACUUCAAAGAGCACCAUAAAUUCAAACCAGAGCGCUGGAUGCGAGGACACGAGGGAUUCGAGGAUAUCGACCCAUUCUUAGUGCUUCCAUUCGGCACAGGAUCCAGGAUGUGUUUGGGACGUCGUCUGGCUGAACAAGAGGUCUACCUCUUGUUAGCGAGGAUUGUUCAGAAUUUCACCAUUGAGUGGCACCACGAAGACUUGGAUUAUUUGUUCCGUCUCACCAACGUCCCAAGUAGACCACUGGAGCUGACCUUUCUGGAACGCGCAUGAGCUGUGAACUCUGACCGCGCAUGACCUUUGACAUCGCAAGACAUGCGCAGUCACACGUAUUGGACUCUAACGAAGUGAAGCCACUGCCAUACCAAGUUCUACCGGUAUUUGCCAAAUUUAUCACAUCUCACAGGUUAAAUCAUUCUUCAGAAGAAUUAAGUAUCGAUAAUUGCCAAAAUAGUAACAGUGUCUGCAGAAAAGGCUUUUUUUUUUUAAAUAGUAUGAACCUGAUACCCUUAUCACUAGUAAUUUUGAGUUGCCAGUCCCCGUGAAAAAAAAGUUAUUACAAUGGAAAGCCAAAUGUAAGUUUAUUUUGAAAACACAUGUAUAUUGCAACAGGGAGUUUGCAUGAAAAUUCGUUGUCUGUGUUUGUAUUUGUACCCAAUGGUUUCGCGUUAAAUCCAUUCUGGUAAUUCGUGUUGUUUUGUAUACGUUGUAAUUUUAUGCAUUGAAACGAACAGUUAUUAAUUCCAAACUGCAAACAACUUUUUUGUUCUCGUAAUAAUUACGGUACAUGGUGCCGAUGAUGUCAUGACGGUAUUUCAGGUUCAGUUGUAACAUGAUCUUGACGAUGGGCUAUAGUACAUGAUUCAGUACAAGCCCGGAAACGGAAACUGUAUUACAGAAAAACUGACAAAUAAUCUGAUUAUCGGAAAGAAGCGGGUUCAGAUUUGAACUGUAUUCCCCCGUUUUUCCUUGCCUGUGUACAACGCUAGCCCCACCCUUCACCUUUCAUCGAUGUGUACAAUCAGAUACCUAACAAUGUAAAUAGUAUAAGACGUUAUCCGUUAAAUUUCUCCUUGUGUAAAAAAUGCAUAUAACAUGAUACUAAAGUAGUUUUCAAUAACUAUGUAUUCACUGUAAAUUAUGUACAUACUACCCGUAUGCCAGGAGAGUAUACCAAAUAAUAUUUUUUAUUAUUCUGUAAAUAUACUAUCAAUUCAAUCAUCGGUAUUGUAUUCAGUGUAUUCAAGAUUAUGAUAACAAUCAGUGCGGUGUUGUCUGUUUAAAAAAUCAGUUGGUGUUCCGUGUAAAUAAUGUUCAUUUACUUGCCACAUCGAACAACAAAAACCGACUACAAUUGUGAGUAAUAGCACGUGAUAGAGGGCGCUACACAAAACGGUCAGACGGGAAUGUACAUGUACAUAAAUGACAGGAGUGUGAAGAAUCACUCUUAUUAAUCUGCUCUCAAUUCGUUUCAUGUUUUUUUAUUUUGUGUAAUGUUAUUAUAAACAUUUUUCCUUCCAUUCCUGGUGUGCAUGAUAGCACAGGAUUAUCGCGUCAUUUCGAUGACUGCACCAUGUAUUUUAAAAUGUUAUUGAUUCUCAAUACUGCUGUGCUAUAGGAGGACAAUCGUGCUUUUGUUUUAUUAGCAAGCCAGUUCGGUAUUCCUACGGCGCAUGUGCGCUUCAAUAUUUGAUGAUUUCCUAAGGAAAUUCGUAAUUCCGAUUUUUUUUUCACACGGUAGUUUGCUAACUUCAUGCAAACUUUCUUCCUUUUGCUUGUACAGAAAUUGAAGAUCGCUGAUUCGAUUCCCAUUAUCCCAUUUGAAAGUGUGUACAUUUUGUUGAUUUGGGCCCAGUGAGUUGGAGCAGCAAAGCUGAAAAGCAAAUAUAUGUUGUUAGCAAAACUAAGCUGAAAACCAAUAAAUUAGAAUGUGAAGGCCUAUCACGUGCCAUUUCAGCUGGUAACCUGCAUUUGCUAAACAAAGGUUUCAGGUAAUUUCCAGGGGAAAAAAUCCCAAUUGAACUGCUUUCAACUCAACCAGUUUAACUAAUUUCAACUGGUAUACCAGUUGAACUAGAAAUUGGUGACUGGUUUUGAACUGGUUGAACUGGUUUUGAACUGGUUCAAUUGCAUGGCUUUGAACUGGUUGAACUGGUUUUGAACUGGUUUUUGAACUGCAUUGUUUUGAACUGGUUAAACUGAUUUUGAACUGUUUUAAUAGGUGUUGAACUGGUUUAACAGGUUUUGAACCAAUUGAACCAGUUAAAACCAGUCCAACCAGUUGAAAACCUGUUACGUUCACAAAUUACCAGUUGAACUGGUUUCAACUCGAUUUUGUUCCUGGGUUAGGCCUAAACAGCUCCAUGAGAUUUGCCUCUAAUGUGUUUAUCCCGAAGUGAAAAUCGUGAUAUUUUGAUGUGCGAAUGCGCAGUUAAAGAAAGGAAUACUGAACUGGCUUAUUAAAACCAGUGAUUUAAAGUCUUUGUUCAGGUGAGCACUUCAACCCGAUGAAGUUCAUUUACACUUUAAUAGUUCAUUGUUGACGGAGCCAUUGGGCAGUUCAUAAUUAUGGAUGAAUGCCAUGCUAUAAACGAGUCUGAUUCAUUAUUAGGCCUUCGGUGGAAAUUCAGGGUGACCAAAAAGCCACAGAGUCCGAGCAAGUUUUCUCUUAUUUAUCAUGCUUUGAGUUGAAAGGCUGUCUAAAACAUACAAACAUUUAUUUUCAAUUUAAUCCUGAUUGUAAGCUGCUAAAGUCGAACUAUACUCACUUAUAAGUACGUGUCGUAACUUGGCAGUCCAUUAAAACAUGUUUAUAAACCUGUAGAAUUUAAA